UAUUGAUUGUCUAAAAGAACUUGCGGAUGCUAUUAAUGACUCAAAUCAAUUUCAAUGGGAACCUGUAUAUACACAGUUAAAAACUAAAGCAUGGUGUCUUGGUUUUCAAACGAUUGUUCAUAAAAAUGGUGUCAGUGAAAUGUUUAAAAUUGUUAAACCCAGCGAAAUAUAUCUUGAUGAUAAUCCAGUGUAUUCGAAAAUUUGUCAACCAUUAUUACCUCCAUUAGAUCCAACAUUGCCCAAAUUAUAUAAACGCUUCGGAGCGCAAUGGCUAUCAAACUGUAUUGUAGAAAAGAAAAAAUGGACAGGGAAACCAGUUACUUCUGAACGUGCAACUGAGUUGAAAAACAAGAUUGAAGACCGACUCCCAAUGUUGUUUGUCGAUAAUCGAAUAUUGCUCAUGUCGCAGAAACACGGUCGUAAACGGCCGUAUACAAGGAAAUACGACGGUUUACAUGUGGUCGUAUUACGAUCAAUUUUUUCUUCUGAUCCAGAUCGGAAAAACCAUGUUCAUCCUAUCAACGACGAUGAUACAAAUACUAAGUGUAAUACUGGCGAUAAUAUUACUAAACCUAAUAAGCCGCUGCAAACUAUUGACGAUGACUUUAAAGUUAUUAAUGAAAGUAAUGAAAUCUCAUCAAUUCAAGGCGCCGCUGGUGAUUAUACNUCUAAUCAAUUGAUCGAAUUUUAUUUUUCUUUUAGAAUUUUUUCUUCUGAUCCAGAUCGGAAAAACCAUGUUCAUCCUAUCAACGACGAUGAUACAAAUACUAAGUGUAAUACUGGCGAUAAUAUUACUAAACCUAAUAAGCCGCUGCAAACUAUUGACGAUGACUUUAAAGUUAUUAAUGAAAGUAAUGAAAUCUCAUCAAUUCAAGGCGCCGCUGGUGAUUAUACUGCUUAUAAUAAAUCUGUCAAGGAGCUCCCUAAUAUGCCAGAUUUCAGAGAAAUUGAAAAAGCAAAUGAAACUGUACUACACCAGAUAUACAAAGAUCAAUCCUAUAAGCAUUCACAAUUUACACAGUUAGAACAUACUAAAACAUCCACAAUCACUACGUGUGAAAAAGUUCCUGCUCAGAAUAUGACACGUUUUAAUCGUGUAUUUUAUUCGGUUCCAUUAUAUAUUGAGUCUGAUGUGAUUGUAACGGAUACCAUGAUUGAUCAAGCAAAACAGUUCGCUUAUCUUCUUAAUGGUCUAGCUACUCAUGUUUUUAAAACUAAUAUUAAAACAAUACAUAUGUUUAGAGACAUCAACGGAGAUAAAGUAGCAUUCAAUCUCGGUGGUGCAAUUUUCUUCAAUCUUCAUUAUUUCGAACAAGUUUAUGCCGAUAAAUUGAAGCCUAUUCUACGAACAUCUUCUUCAUCAAAUACUCUUAUACGUACAACUCUCAAUUUUUAUUUUAUUGUAUUUUGCCAUGAAUUAUCACACAACAUUGUAGACCAACAUGAUGAAAUGUUUAUUACUUGCCUCCAAAAAAUUGCUGUUCAAUUUAUGAAUGAUAAAGAUUUGUUUCUAGAGCACUUCUCAUUUAAAGAUUAUAGCAAAACUUAA
Messenger RNA from Didymodactylos carnosus, 1549 nucleotides. The record is from the annotation of a GenBank genome assembly. Lineage: Eukaryota; Metazoa; Rotifera; Eurotatoria; Philodinida; Philodinidae.